AUGGCCGUGGACGAGGCCACCCUGGAGGUGGUUCGUGCAGCCAUGCGCCAGAAGACUCCAAAGGUGCCAGGGGCCUACGACAGAGUGCUCAAGGAGGAGUGUGCCUUCAGCUUUGACACGCCGCUGUCUCCUGGCGGUCUUUUCGUCAACUUGUCCACCUGGCAGUCCUUCGGAGAGGAGUACGUCCUCCUGGAUUACCAGAGGAGCAACAAUCUCCUGUACCUGCAUCAGCAAUGGCACAAGGUCCCCCUGCCAGAUGAGGAGAAGGCAAGCAUGGAGGCCAAGCCAGACAAGCUGGCCAUUGGCGGGGAUGGUGGCUUCCAGGUGGAUGCAGACAAGUUCACCAUCGAGAAGAUCAACACGUUGGUGGUGCUCCCAGAGUUCCUUCGCCUGCCCCUGCCCUGCCCAGAACUGCCAGACAUUGUCAUCCAGGCCAUCGAUGGCGUCCUGGAGAGUGCCGGGGCGAGCACAGCGGAGCAGGCUGCGCAGUGGGAGGAGGAGAGGAAAGUGAGCCGCUACGCUGAGAACUUGCCGCAGCUGGAGACGGGUCUGGGAAAGUGGGGCCGCUAUACCCCCUCGGACCCCUCCAAAUGGUCCUGCGAUGAGACCGGCGUCAGGGAGAACCUGUGGCUCAAUUUGUCCACGGGCUUCAUCGGCUCUGGGCGGCAGAACUGGGACAAUUCUGGCGGCAAUGGCGCAGCGAUGAGGCACUUUGAGGCCACAGGCUGCAAGUACCCGCUGGUGGUCAAAUUAGGCACCAUUACCCCCCACGGAGCAGAUGUGUACUCCUAUGCCAGCGAUGAGAACGACAUGGUCCAGGACCCCUACCUGGUUCAGCACCUGGAGCAUUGGGGCAUCAACAUGAUGUCCAUGCAGAAGACAGAGAAGACAAUGGCCGAGCUGCAGAUCGACCUGAACAUGUCCUUUGAGUUCGACAAGAUCACCGAGUCCGGCACCGCAUUGGAACCCCUGAGCGGACCCGGGUAUGUGGGCCUGAAAAACCUGGGCAACAGCUGCUACAUGAACAGCGUGCUGCAGGUGCUCUGGACGCUGCCAUCAGUCCAGCAGCGCUAUGCGGCCCAAGCAGAGGCCAUCUUCCAGUCGGCCCCUGCCGACCCUACCACCGAUGUUCCAACACAGGUGAAUAGCAAUGGGGGCGCGCCUGCACCGCCGGCCGUGCCUCGCGAAGACUCCAACGCCGUGCGCCCGCAGGCCUUUAAGACCCUCAUCGGCCGGGGGAACGCAGAGUUCCAGUCCAAUCGCCAACAGGACGCAGUGGAGUACUUCCAGCACCUGCUGGAGGUGCUGAGCCGCGCCGAGCGCUCGACCGGGCAGCGGCUGGGGCCGGCGGCGCCGCAGCCGACGGCAACCGCGUUCGGGUUCCAGGUGGAGGACCGCGUGCAGUGCAGCGAGAGCGGCCGGGUGUCCUACCGCCGCACGCCCCAGAACGUGCUCGCGCUCGACAUUGACCCCCAGGCCGCCAUCAACAAGCAGGAGCUGGAAGAUGUCAAAUGCGUCCAACAUGCCGCUGUGCCUGAAUCUCAGGAUGAGCCCAUUCUGCCGCGGGUGCCAUUUGCGUCCUGCAUAGAGCGCUGGGGAGGCACGGAGGAGAUGGAUGACUAUUUCAGCACCGCCCUUGGCCGCCGCACGCGCGGACUGAAGCGUACCCGUUUCGCAACGUUCCCUCCCUUCCUCAUGGUCCAACUCAAGCGGUACUAUGUGAGCAAGGACUGGACGGCCAAGAAGCUGGAGGUGCUGGUGGAUGUGCCAGACAGCCUCAACCUGGAACACCUGCGCGGCAGUGGGGCCCAGCCGGGAGAAGAGCUGCAGCCCGAGGAUGCACCGGAGCCGGCCAGCAAUGCACCCGCCGCAGCGGCUGCACCGGCUGCGCUGCAGCCGGACCCAGAGAUUGUGGCGGCGCUCACCAGCAUGGGCUUCAGCGAGAAUGGCAGCAAGCGCGCAGCAGUGGCCACACAGAAUGCCGGCACGGAGGCGUCGAUGGAGUGGGUGCUGGCGCACAUGGAGGAUGCCGACUUCAACGAUCCCCUGCCGGCGCCGGCAGCUGCGGCCGAUGCAGCAGCUGCCCCCGCCAGUGCCAAGGCUGCAGACCCCGACUCCCUGGCCAUGCUCACAGGGAUGGGCUUCACCAGCGAGCAGGCUGAGGCCGCGCUGAGGGCGUGUGACGGCAGCCUGGAGCGCGCAGCAGACUGGCUCUUCAGCCGCGGCGACACCCUGGACGCUGACGUGGCAGCUCAUAUGCCCUCACAUUUCCUGUCACUGGGCGCAGGUGAGCUCGGUGCGGGGUUGGAUGAUGGUCCUGGCAAGUACACGCUGGUAGGCUUCAUCAGCCACAUGGGUAGCAACACUGCCUGCGGCCACUACGUCUGCCACAUCAGGAAGGAGGGGCGCUGGGUGAUUUACAACGAUGAGAAGGUGGCAGUCAGCGCCAAGCCCCCCAAGGACCUGGGCUAUCUGUACCUGUUCAAGCGCGACGAUGUGACUAUGUAG
Coccomyxa subellipsoidea C-169 is the source of this 2508-nucleotide messenger RNA. RefSeq names its product ubiquitinyl hydrolase. Gene Ontology annotation, molecular function: protein binding; zinc ion binding; cysteine-type deubiquitinase activity. Gene Ontology annotation, biological process: protein deubiquitination. The record is from RefSeq and is a predicted model, not a curated record. Lineage: Eukaryota; Viridiplantae; Chlorophyta; Trebouxiophyceae; Coccomyxaceae. The transcript has 15 exons. The coding region runs from base 1 to 2508 and encodes 835 amino acids.